Adineta ricciae is the source of this 615-nucleotide messenger RNA. Lineage: Eukaryota; Metazoa; Rotifera; Eurotatoria; Adinetida; Adinetidae. The record is from the annotation of a GenBank genome assembly.
AUGUCAGCAGCUCGAUUAACUAUACUUGACUGUCUUCUUACUAUUGAGACAAUAGACGCACCAAUGCUCAUUCAAAAUCGCAUCAUAUUCUAUGCUAAACUCUAUUAUUUCGACGGUCGUGGUCGUGCUGAAAUGCCAUUAGGUCAAAUGCCAGUUCUUGAUGUUGAUGGAGCAAAAUUACCUCAAUCAAUGGCGAUUGCUCGUUUUCUUUCAAAAAAAUUUCAACUUGCUGGUAAAGACAAUCUUGAACAAGCUAAAGUCGAUGCAAUUGUGGACACAAGUAUUGAUUUAGCUACGAAAUAUAUACCAAUUCAUAUGCAACAAGAUGGAAGCAAGAAAAAAGAAGAAUUAAAUAAAUUUUUUGCUGAUGAAUUACCAAAGCAUUUGAAAAAUUUAGAAACUCUCGGAAAAUUAUAUAGUAAUGGCGGCCAAUUUUUUGUUGGGAAUUAUUUGACUUUUGCUGAUUUAGAAGUCUAUGAUAUGUUAGGAUAUAUUAUUAAAGUUGAUGACAAUAUUCUUCAACCUUAUCCUUGGUUAGAACGUAAUCGUCAAUUAGUUGAAAAAAAUCCAAAAAUUGCUGAAUAUCUUAACAAUCGAAAAGAAACGCCGUUUUGA